CUCGUACCAGCACAGAGUAACGGCCUCCCUUCAGGAUGUGGGUCAUCACAGUCAUCUCAGCUAUCUGUCUCUUGGUCACCCCAUCCCUGGCUGGGAUAAAAGACAUAGCCUCUCAUUUCACCGACACCACUUCCAAACCAAACCUCAGAGACUUUGGCCAGGGAGGGGAACUUGAUAUGGAGGCCAUUCCUUUGGACUUCCACAAAGAGAACACUGUCACAAAUGAUCUUCCUUUCGAUGGCUUUGAGGAUGAAGACUACAUUGAUUUUGAUAAGAUCCUGGCAGAGGAUGGCGACGAUUACAGUGAAGGGGAUGAGAUUGAUGAGAUUGCCACCCCAGCCCCAGACAUCGACAUUUUUGCUGAGCCCUCUGACCCAAAGAUUCGCCGUGCCAGACUGCUUCGGCUGUUCCAUGGUCGAUCGCGGCUCCAACGGCUCAACAUCGUCAAUGCCCGCUUUGGCUUCAACCUCUACCGGAGCCUCCGCAACCAAGUCAACCAGACUGAAAACAUCCUUCUGGCGCCUGCUGGCAUCUCUAUUGCUAUGGGGAUGAUGUCACUAGGGUCAGGACCCGAAACCCACCAUCAGCUGUACAAAGCCCUGGGUUUCUACAGUUUCGUCAAUGCUAGCCAUCACUACGACAACUCCACUGUGCACAAGCUCUUCAGGAAGCUGACGCACCGGCUCUUUCGGAGGAACUUUGGCUACACGCUGCGCUCGGUAAACGACCUCUACGUGAAGAAGGAAGUCUCUGUGAAAGAUGCUUUCCGUGCAGACACAAAAGCCUACUACUUUGCAGAGCCGCAGUCAGUGGACUUCCAGGACCCUGCCUUUCUGAAGAAGGCCAACCGGCGCAUCCUAAAGCUGACAAAAGGACUGAUCAGGGAACCUCUCAAGAGUGUGGACCCCAACAUGGUACUGAUGCUGCUCAACUACCUGUACUUCAAAGGUACAUGGGAGCAAAAGUUCCCGAAAGAGAUGACUUACCACCGUAAUUUCCGUGUGAACGAGAAGACAAAUGUACGUGUGCCAAUGAUGACUAACAAGGGGAACUACCUGGCUGCUACUGACCACGAACUAGACUGUGACAUCCUACAGCUCCCAUACGCUGGGAACAUCAGCAUGCUCAUCGCCCUGCCUAGGAAGAUCUCCGGCAUGAGGAACUUGGAGCAGGAGAUCUCCCCAACUGUAGUCAACAAGUGGCUCAACAACAUGACCAACAGAACUCGUGAGGUGGUGUUUCCCAAGUUUAAACUGGAGCAGAACUAUGACCUGAUUGAGAAUCUUAGAGAGAUGGGUCUGACGGACUUGUUCCAUGAGAAUGGAGACUUCACUGGAAUGACCUCAGAAAAGAUUGCAAUUAACUGGCUGAAGCACCAGGGGACCAUCACAGUGAACGAGGAGGGGACGGAAGCAGCAGCUUUGACCCAGGUGGGCUUCAUGCCCCUUUCCUCUCAGAUUCGCUUUGUGGUGGACCACCCCUUCCUCUUCCUCAUCUACGAGCACCGCACAGACUGCUUGGUCUUCAUGGGCCGGGUUGCCAAUCCUUCACAGAACUAAACUUGACUCGUAAAUUCAGCCAACUGACCAACUUCUGAACCCAACAAAGUCCAUGUCUGUGUAGACCUCUCAGCAGGGUUUAUUAAAUGGCCUUCAUAUUAUUGCUAAUUUUGAGAAAAAAAGGCUUUCAACAAUGUUUGUUAGUACAAUAUAUAAAUGUAACUUCAACUUUUGUGCUUUUAUAUCCAGAAUCUCUUACAUUUGUUUUUCCUCAAAUUGCACAAGCCUUUGAGAGUGUCUGCUGCGAUGAGUCAAUGAAUACUUGUUAUUUGCUGUCUGUUAAUGUUUCAUCUGUUACAAUUAGGCCAGUUGAUAAGAAAUCGAAAAUACUGAUGUUUCAUAACUGUCAUAGAAUUAAUGACACACUAUAAUCAUUAAAGGAAGAUUAAGGAAAUUAAAAAAACAGAAGGAAAUGAAGGUACACUGAGAUAUGCCAUUGUUUCUUCAUACUAACGAGUAAUACAGAAAAAAAGAUUCAUGUAACUUUACUUUCAAGAUUACUUUAGAUACUUUGCUUAAAAUAGGUUCAUUUUAAAAGAUAUAUGAGUGUCUGACGCCAAUGAAAAGCAUCAAAAAUCCUCACAGUCUUUGAAAGGCAAACAAACAGUGUAGGCAUCAAAUGUGUCUAUAAAGUAUACAAAUAUGCAGGAGCAACCCAAUGACAUGGCUGUGCUGCACUGCAGCAGGUAGGGUCAAUAUUUGUCUGUGGAGUUAAAUACUAACUAACAGUGUAGAUUCACUCCUGUACAUUAUUUAAAGGGGCAGUAAACCAUCACUUUGAUUUUGGUAAAACUGCGCCCUGAUACAUUCAAAUAAAAAACGAGACCACA
Lampris incognitus (smalleye Pacific opah) is the source of this 2389-nucleotide messenger RNA. RefSeq names its product serpin peptidase inhibitor, clade D (heparin cofactor), member 1 (gene serpind1). Bases 36 to 1559 code for a protein of 507 amino acids. The record is from RefSeq and is a predicted model, not a curated record. Gene Ontology annotation, biological process: blood coagulation; negative regulation of endopeptidase activity. Gene Ontology annotation, molecular function: serine-type endopeptidase inhibitor activity. NCBI's taxonomy places the organism in Eukaryota, Metazoa, Chordata, Actinopteri, Lampriformes, Lampridae. The transcript is spliced from 7 exons.